Molecule: messenger RNA, 363 nt
Organism: Staurois parvus
Lineage: Eukaryota; Metazoa; Chordata; Amphibia; Anura; Ranidae
Source: the annotation of a GenBank genome assembly
CAUCUGGAAAGUUUUCCUUCAUUUCCUUUCUUGUGGAUGCAGGAGGAAGUAAGAAGAAAUCUCUCCAAAGUGAAGGAAUUGCCCUAUUAGAUGGCUGACAUUAGAACAAGUGUUCCAUUGGAAAUUUCCCCUCUAUUUAGAGUUGCCACUUCAUUUAAACACAUAUUAAUUACACAGGGGUGGACUGACAACUCAUGGGGCCCCCGGGCAAUAGGGGACCAUGGGGCCCCUGUGUGCUCGCGCACACCCAAAAACGCCUAUGAAAAAGCGAAUGAAAGGUACCAGGGGCAUCUCAUGGGGCCCCCUACUGACCCCGGGCCCUCGGGCAGUGCCCGAGUGCUCGAAUGGUCAGUCCGCCCCUGC